Acanthochromis polyacanthus (spiny chromis) is the source of this 5625-nucleotide messenger RNA. RefSeq names its product cytokine receptor family member b2 (gene crfb2). Gene Ontology annotation, molecular function: protein binding. NCBI's taxonomy places the organism in Eukaryota, Metazoa, Chordata, Actinopteri, Pomacentridae. Bases 369 to 1820 code for a protein of 483 amino acids. The transcript has 8 exons. The record is from RefSeq and is a predicted model, not a curated record.
AGGUCAGUAAAGACAUCAGCAUGGCUUGAGUGCCUGACGUGCAUCCCGCUUUAGGUCGAUCAAUGUCUGCUGUUGUUCAGUUUGAGGAAGGUGGAACUGUCUAUCUAACUUACUGGUACAAGUUCUAGAGAGUUUAUAGCUUUUGCCUUAGAACUGCUGUGACUCGUAAGCUUGUUUACAUGCUCACAACAUCACUGCUUGUCUGAUAGUUAGCUAAAGAUUGAUACAUUUCCGGCGAGUGGGCGUUGUGACAGAACACGAACUCAAUCGUGAGAAGGAAAGUGAAAUCAGCUGCAGAGUCCAGAGAGGUGUGGCGACUGCUUGAGUGGCCGAUAACAUGACAGUGCAUUGGAGGUGGUUUGAAUGUCAUGACUGCUCUUGUUUGGAUGCUCUCAUGGCUGCCUCUGGUUUUGCCAGCUAUGAGUGAGCUCCCAAUGCCUGUCAAUGUUACCUUGACCCCGAGCCACUUCAGUCAUAUUCUGAAAUGGGAGCCUGGACCAGGGACACCCACAGGAGCCUACUAUCUUGUCAGGAUUACAACAGAGAGGGGAACCUGGAUGCCUGUGGCAGGCUGCGAGCGUGUCCAGCAGCCACUGGUUUGCAACCUGACUGAGGCAUUCUCAGACCCACUGAAGAGCUACAUGACCAUGGUUAAUGCUCACAACAGCUCACAGUCAGCCAUCAUUUCAGAAUAUAAACCCAUUAUGCACCUGGGUCUUCCACUGCUGACUGUCAGGAAUUGUGGCAGACAUCUGUGUGUGGCUCUUCAGCCUCCCAAGGAGCACCUUCGUCAGGCCUUUGAUAGUCUUAGUUACCAAUUAAAGAUCAGGAGCAAUGAUGGGAAGGGAUUUCAGUUUGUUAAAGACACCAAGUCUCUGAAAGGAGAGAAUCUGACGGAACUGGCACCAGGUAGACAAUACUGUGUCUCAGUUCGCUUCUCGGACGAGCUGGAGGCCAAGAACUCUAACUUUAGCCAACCUGUGUGUGCAUUCACCCCUGGCAUCUUCCCUGCAGACCCAUUGAUCUCAGUCUUCUUGUGCUUGUUGGUGAUCGCUGUAGUGAUUGUUGUUGCCCUGCUGGCGGGUACUGGUUACAUCUGUUUGAAGAGGAGGCCACUACCGACAGCCCUGGCAUCCAUCCAUCACAUGGAGAAUGUUCUGGUUGUUACGACUCUUAGCACACCCUUAACUUCGUUUUUGAAAAUCUGGCCAACGGUGCCCUCUCCAGGUGAGAAGAGGAGCAGGUUGUCAUUAUCUGAUGAGAGUGAUGAGGAAAGUGCAACAGAGAUCACCGGUGGGAGCACAGGGGGAUGUUAUAAUGUACGGCCGGGCGCUAGCCUCCUCUCUUCCUCCUCCUCUUCCUCAUCUUUAUCCCCUAAGCCUGAACCACCGCCCGGUCUAUCCUCAGAACAGCCAUUAGACUUCUUCAACUCACAGCCAACAGACACUCAUUCCAGUGCUGGACUGAAGCCCUCACUGAUCACAGGCACAGACAGUUUGACUGGAGAAGAAAGCAAGGCAGAUGAGACAGAGCACAAGGCAGUGGAACAGGGGGACAGCCAGGAUGUGAACCUCCUUACAUUAACGUUUGGCCGGCAGGAGGAGAACAAAGAGGAGGAGGGGAAGUCAUACCGCUGCAUGACAAAAGUGGAGCAAGAGUGUCAUUCUUCUUCCGAGGACUGCAGCAGUACUGAAGUUUCACAAACUUCGGGCUCCAAGGAAAUUGCCACAAAAAGAGUUUCCUGGUGUGUUGAUGAAGAGGAGGAGGAAGAUAUGGUCAAGUACUCUGGAUAUAUGGGGCGCACAUGUGCCGAUGUAUGAUAUGAUUUUAUGUAGAGGUUUGAAGGUGAUAAUUUUGUGCUGUUUUCAUAAUAUGUGAAAAGCAGUGUUUGAAAGAAAGGCUGAGGUUGUCAUUACACUUCCCUGAUCUAGAUUUAGUUCCAUUAACUCACUGAGGAUGCCUAAAACAGAUUUUAUAUAAGUAAUUAUCCUUGUGCUUAUUACUGGCCAUAGUACACCAACACCGAGUCAGUGAUGGAAAAGAACCUGAAAGUUUUAAGAACAGUCUGAAGGGACACUAAAUGACAGCAUCCUUCUUCCAUUUAAAGUGACACUUGAGGCUAGGGAUGGGGUUAGACAGCAUCUUAUCAGAACUGAAUAUGCUUCCUUGAUAUACUUUCUUCAAACCAGAUCCAAACUGGACUUGCCUACUUGUCACACUUUCCUGUUGCAGUCUCAGUCCUUUCAAAUUGAAAUAGCUUCUUAAUUUCUUGGAUGAACACCAUUUUUUAGAGCAAUUAUCUAAAUAUUUUAAAGCAAGGGGCCUCGUGCAAGAAACUGUCAGCCUUGAUUUUGAGUUGAUGUUGAAAAAGUCAUGCACAGAUGGUCUGCCAGUGCCCGUCUUUUCAUUAUAACUUCUUGUAAACUCCGCUAUCAUCACCAGGCUCUGCUUUGCAGUGUUCAGAUGACAUCAUCAGUCACAGAUGCUCUUUAUCUCAGCUAAAUCAUUUUCACUUUCACAAACAAAAAAACAGCAUGUGCUGCAUUUAAAACAUGAAGUUAGAGACUUCACAUACACAAACUGCAUCUAGAAAGGUUUCUAUUAAUUCAAACCCCAAAAUUUCAUACUUCCAGUAACCUGCCAGGCUGAAAAAAACUACAAUGCAGCUUGACAGUGGCUCUAACACUCCAUAGAAACAUGAAGAACAUUUUUGGUCACACUCGUCUGUGUGCACAAAUGACCAAUUUGCAGCUGUGAAACCUACAUUUUCAGUGUGACUGCAUCUAUGAUCCAAAGCCACAAACCAACCAGUUUACAUCAAAUUUAUGGCAAACACAAGAAGGCGUACGUAAACUAAAAUAUUGAAAGCAGAAGGAAAAAAAGAAGACACAUAGAGAAAGCUUUGCAGAGCAAUGUUACUAGUCACUCAUACUUGUCAACAUAAGCUUUUGAUGUUGUCCUAUUUCUAUUUUACCUAUUUCUGCUCACCAGACAGCCUCAAACUGAUACUACAGAGUAAUAAAACAGAUUUUAUUAGACCUGAACCCUUAGUGUAACAUGCAGUAAAUAUCAUCGUUGUUUUCAUGUCAGUCUGAUGACUUCUUCAGUUGCAUUAUUUUGUUGAAUGUUCUGAUCCAUCUAAUAGGAUUGCUGACACUGCUUACAGGUAUGCAGUUUUCCUCUGUAGACAUUGUAAAGUAAUAUCUUUUGAGUACAAUGUGCUAAAAGUGAAAGCUGAUAUAAUUAUGGCAAAUCCUGUUAAACUGAAGAAUAGAGUUAAGACGUAUGUAUGAACUGCAUAAUAAUGUCAGUUCUAGUAAUCACUGAUGUUUUGGUGUGGUAUGUGUCUGUGGAGGACACACACACACACACACACACACACACACACACACACACACACACACACACACACACACACACACACACACACACACACACACACACACACACACACACACACGACUGAUUCUGCUAUUCCCAUGGGGACUUACCAUUGACUCCCAUUCAUAUCUAACCCUAACCUUAACCCAGACCAAAACAAUGCCUAACCCUAAAGAAACUUUUUUGCACUUUUACUUUUUUCAGUAACAACAACAUGGCCAAGAAAACACUGUUUCCCCCCGUGGGGACCUCAUUUUUGGUUCCCACCGUGACACGAGUCCCCACCGAGAUAGCAGAAACAAGUACACACACACACACACACACACACACACACACACACACACACACACACACACACACAGCUAGAAGGUCACAAAGUAUAACCUGGAACUUUGGUGUGAAAAUAGGUUAUUUUUAAUAAUUGAUAUAUGGAGUACUCAGAACAUAAUGGUGUAAACUUAGCACAGUAUAACUUUUGAAAGAGGAAAACAACAAUACAUAAAAGUAUAAUAUGCAUGAAGUCUGUCUCAAAAUAACAGGGCAAACUUUGAACAUGUCUGGUCAUGUUCUCUGUAAAACAUGACCUAAUGACAACUUAAUGACCAUGUCUUCUGUAGGGAGAGCUCUAAGAGUGAAAUAUGAUGACCUGACGUCAGGAUCUGACCAAUAGAUUUAGAAAAGUCUGAUGGUAUCAAAAGUGUCACUCCUAUCAUACACUCUAUAGGCAUGGAAGAAUGACCAACUUUCAGCAUAAAAGACGGUGCACAGCUCAGUGUCUUUAGUUUUUUCUUGGGGAUUUAAUCACUGCUAAGAACUACUCCUGGAUUUUUGUCGACAAUAAGUCCUGCUGCCUCGGAAUGCUGACUUGUAGAUUUUUUUGAAGAUCUGUAACAUUUGUCCAUGGUCAAGUUUUAGACUCUGACCCAUAAUUUGUGACUUAGAUUCCACUUCAUCAAUAUGUAGACAAGAAGCUCCACAGUGUCAAGCUCUGAUUUUAUUCACCCAUUAACAGCAGUACUUGCCUCUUAGAAAGCAGUUUAAUUAUUUUGUCAAAAAAAAAAUCCUCAUGAACCAUCAGUAUCCAUCAUCAUUAUUUUGAUCAGCAGUCUUGCUGUAUCUGUUUCACUGAUUGUGAAGUCUGGCAUUUAGAUUUUUUCAAUUCCUUUCCAUGUGGGGCCACGAUGUAGAUAGACACUGCCCGUAGAUCCAAAACUGAGAAGGUUCUGGUGUUGGCAGCUCAUUUUCUAACCAUGUUCAUGCAAUUGGGCUGAUUUGAAGUCGAAAGUGUACCCAGUUUAGUCUCAGUGAUUACACAAUUUUCUAGCUUGUAUGUCAAAUUUCUGCUUCGAGGCCUGUGUUUUCAAAAUAGUCCUUCAAACAAUCAUUGUAACUGUGAGAAAUGAUACAAUUGUGAAUAAUUGUAAUAAGGUGUACUCAUUCUUGUUGUAUACUGUAAGUAAGGGAAGUUUAGGUAAAGAAAAUGUUCUUGCAUGAGGCCCAUUGUAUUCUUCACCAUAUGGUUUACAGUAAAUGAUGCAGCUUUACACAUUAGUGCUUCCUCUGCUUUCUAAAAGGUCUUAAGAUCUAAAUCAAAACCUAAAGAGGACUUCACAGGAAAAAUUCACAUUUCGAAAUUGCUAUUCUGUUUAAUUUAGCUACUAACCCUAAUCCCCUGCAGGAAGUUGGCCGGAUGUGACAACUUUUAUGGUAAAUUUCAGAUUUUAAAAGCGAGUAACACUUUCUUCAAAGAAGCAGCAAACUUCAAGUGUCCUUCGACAUGCACUGAAAACUGAACUUGUGAACAUACAAUAGAUUAGAAAAACAGAGUACAUAAGAAAUACUGUAUUUUUAUUAAAAGCCAUUGUAUGCUUAAUGACUUAUGAGUGGAUAUUCACACUGCUAUGCAUAAUUUCUGAAAUGGAACUAUAGUGACUGAAUGUGAAACUGACUGGCUUUAUCUCUCUAUGUUUUGUACAUGUAUGAAGAAUGGAACCACAGAAAUGCACGUUAUUACACUUUGCAACUUUAUUUCAACAGUACAGUAUGAAAUCGUAUUUGUGUCAUUUUGGUGUAUUUAUAUUGACUGUAACGUCUUGCCAUACAUUAGCUCAUUUUUGCUACUCAGUCAUUUUACUCAGCGCUCAGCCAUAGACAUGUACAUGUAUUUUAGAGCAAAUAGUCACAUUUUUACUGAUAAGUCUUGUUCUGUCAUGUUUAUUAUUGCAAUAAAAACUGAAACAAUAA